AGUCAAAAAAGAAAAUUGAUCAAAAAAUUUUCCAAUAAUUUUUCGGAAAUAAUUUAUCACAAUAACGCCUUACUUCUGCCAGAUUAUUUUCAUUUUGACUGACGCACUCGUUAAGCAUAAAUUUCCCUAAUAACACGAUUGCACUUUUGUGUUCAGUGUUUUACAUUUGUCUAAUAAAAUAAUAGUUAAAUGUUUAGAUUUAGUUGAUAAUUGAAAAUUAUAAGUUCCACUAUCCCAAAAAGUCAAAAAAGAAAAUUGAUCAAAAAAUUUCCCAAUAAUUUUUCGGAAAUAAUUUAUCACAAUAACGCCUUACUUCUGCCAGAUUAUUUUCAUUUUGACUGACGCACUCGUUAAGCAUAAAUUUCCCUAAUUAUACGAUUGCACUUUUGUGUUCAGUGUUCCAAAAAAAAAAAAACGCGACCCCGCCCUAUAGGCUACUUACUGCUUAGUGUUUUACAAGUAAACCUCUUAAUUCAUGUUGCAAUAUUUUUUAAAUUCGGUUAGAUGUCAACUUCCGAUAUUUGCGUGUCUCGCGUUAAACAGACGAUUAUAGUUGACAAAUUCCUUUAAUGACUAUCUAAGCACGCGACCUGCAACUAUUGUUAACAAUAACUUCUUCCAACCUUCUGCUCGUUUUGCAAUCACCUCCAAGAUAUUUAUUCGGGGAGGGGUUCCGAACAUAAGGGAAACUUGAGUAUAAAUGAUGCCUUACCUGUUCAAUAGACGUAUACCAAGUUAAGUGUUUACUGUGAAAACAACCUCAAGAAAAUCUCCAAGAUGAAAACUUUUGCAGUGUUAGUCCUUUUCUUCGUGGCAGCAGUGGUAGCCCAACAGGCUCAGGAUGCUCAACAAGGCGAGGCUGAAAUUGCUCCUCAAGAAUCACGAAGAAUUGCCAAAAGAGGUAUUUUGGGUUACGGAGGCUAUGGAGGCUAUGGCGGAUACGGAGGAUAUGGAGGCUAUGGUCAUGGCUAUCCCUCUUAUUCUGCUGUUAAAAUUAUCAGACCUUACUACGGAGGAUAUGGAUACGGAGGACACGGAGGAUAUGGUGGAUACGGAGGCUACUAUGGAGGAUAUUCCAAGCCUUUCUACGGAGGAUAUGGACAUGGGUGGGCAGGCGGUUUUUGAUGGAAUUCACAACUCUACUGAUGUACCUAAGUUUUAAUUUUUUAUGUAUCAUUUAUUUUAUAUCUUUCACACUUUAAUUUUAAUAUCUCCAUAGACAAAACGAAGCAAUUUAGUUUCGUUGUCGAUAUUACUUCAUUGUAUAUAAACUUCUUACAUUUACCUAAUUAAUAAAUACUUUUUCUUGUUAUUA
Messenger RNA from Agrilus planipennis (emerald ash borer), 1315 nucleotides. Its product is annotated as keratin-associated protein 19-2-like. The coding region runs from base 778 to 1125 and encodes 115 amino acids. The transcript is spliced from 2 exons. The record is from RefSeq and is a predicted model, not a curated record. Lineage: Eukaryota; Metazoa; Arthropoda; Insecta; Coleoptera; Buprestidae.